GCAAGACCUUAGCCCUGUUGGCCAUUAGCUGCAUCGUAGGGACGAUCUACAGUGCUAAUUGAACCAUGCCUUCCUGGAGCCGGACAGUUAAGGAGAGAUAUGGAGUGGCCAUCUUUAACUUUGAGGCACAGAGGGAUCCACAGCUCUCACUAUGUGUUGGGGACACAGUGCAAAUCCUGGAAAAGUAUGAAGGUUGGUACAGAGGGUGCUUGAUGAAAAACAAGUCACAGCAGGGUGUAUUUCCAGUAGCGUUUGUGCAUAUUAAAGAGGCUGUCAUCGAGAAGCGAGGGAAUAGGGAGAACAUCUUCUCUGCAGAAAUGCCUUUGGUUCAGGAGGUCACUACCACACUGAGAGAAUGGGGCAUCAUCUGGAGGCAGCUUUACACGGCUAGUAAGAAGGAAAAGUAUCAUCAGGUUCGCUCCAUGAUGUUUGACUUGAUGGAAUGGCGAUCUCAGCUGCUUUCCGGAACACUGCCCAAGGAUGAACUGAAAGAACUGAAGCAGAAAGUCACCUCUAGAAUUGAUUAUGGGAACAGGAUCCUUGAACUUGACCUUGUUGUCAGAGAUGAGAAUGGCAACAUUAUGGACCCAGAUGAAACCAGUGUAAUUAGCUUAUUCCAUGCUCACGAGGAGGCUACAAAACAAAUCUCGGAGCGUAUAAAGGAAGAAAUGUCUCAGACUCAAACUGAUAGCUCCACUUUUGCGCGGAUGGCAUCAUCCCCAACACACAGCCUCUACGUGUUUGUACGAAACUUUGUGUGUCGGAUAGGAGAGGAUUCUGAACUCUUCAUGGCAUUGUACGACCCUCAGAAACAAUCGAUCAUCAGUGAGAAUUAUUUAGUGCGGUGGGGGAGUGGGGGCCUCCCAAAAGAAAUCGAUAUGUUGAACAACCUGAAAGUGGUGUUUACGGAUCUGGGAAACAAGGAUUUGAAUCGUGAUAAAAUUUAUCUAAUUUGCCAAAUAGUUCGCGUUGGAAGAAUGGAUUUGAAGGACACGAACCAGAAAAAAUGCACUCUUGGGUUAAGACGACCUUUUGGAGUGGCAGUGAUGGACAUCACCGAUAUUGUGAAGUGCAAAACAGAAAGUGACGAAGAGAAACAACAUUUUAUUCCUUUCCAUCCGUUUAUGGCAGAAAAUGAUUUUCUGCACUGUCUACUUAAUAGAGUAAUUUCUACCAAGACAGGGGAUGAAAAGGGUCAAGGUCUGUGGGUUACCAUGAAAAUGCUGGUAGGCGAUGUAUCACAGAUCAGGAAGGAUUAUCCACACCUUGUGGACAGGAACACAGUGGUAGCCAGGAAGUUGGGAUUUCCAGAGAUCAUCAUGCCAGGUGAUGUUCGGAAUGAUAUUUACAUCACUGUCCAGUACGGCGACUUUGACAAGUACAACAAGACCACACAGAAGAAUGUGGAAGUGAUAAUGUGUGUCUGUAGCGACGAUGGUAAAAUUCUUCCGAACGCUAUUUGCCUGGGUGCAGGAGACAAACCAGUCAGUGAAUAUCGAUCUGUCAUCUACUAUCAGUUCAAGCAACCCCGUUGGAUUGAGACAAUCAAGGUUGCCAUUCCAAUGGAAGAAAUGCAAAGAAUACACUUGAGAUUUAUGUUUCGGCACAGAUCGUCACAAGAGUCGAAAGACAAGAGUGAAAAGAAUUUUGCAAUGGCAUUUGUGAGACUGAUGAAAGAUGAUGGUACAACACUGCAAGAUGGUACUCAUGAACUGCUGGUGUACAAGGGUGAUAGCAAAAAAAUGGAAGAAGCCAACAUAUACACCAAGCUGCUGUCCACUCGCCCAGCCUCCGAGCUCAAAGGCUACACACUCAGCCGCAGCAACACUACUUUAGGAGGAGGCUUGUCCAGCAGUUCCAGAGACACCUUUGUCAUCUCAACCCUGGUGUGUUCCACAAAACUCACACAGAAUGUCGGUUUGCUGGGCCUUUUGAAGUGGAGAACCAAACCUGAACUCUUGCAAGAAAACCUGGAGAAGCUGAAGAUAGUUGAUGGAGAAGAGGUCGUUAAGUUCCUCCAGGACACUCUCGAUGCACUAUUCAACAUCAUGAUGGAGCAUUCCGACACGGAGAAAUAUGACAUCCUUGUCUUUGAUGCUUUGAUAUACAUUAUUGGGCUGAUCGCUGACAGAAAAUUCCAGCACUUCAAUGCUGUUCUUGAAGCCUACAUUAAACAACACUUCAGUGCCACCUUGGCUUAUAAGAAACUGAUGACUGUGCUGAAAAACUAUCUAGACAUUUGUUGUGAAGGCAAGCAAUGUGAACCAAUUUUACGGACUUUGAAAGCCCUGGAGUAUAUCUUUAAAUUCAUUGUGAGAUCUCGAUCGUUAUUUGCACAACUGUAUGAAGAAAAGGAACAGGUUGAGUUCGAAGAAUCACUGAAAAGACUAUUUGAGUCCAUCAAUAACCUGAUGAAGAGUCAGCAAGUGACUACAAUCCUGUUGCAGGUCAAAUGCCGCGACAUCCUCCUUCCCAUGAUGACUGAUGAGCUGAAGGCCCAGCUGGAUCAGAAAGAGGAGAAACAACAGAACCAGGAAUUAAAGCACUGCAUCGAAUUACUCAACCACAUCCUGGAGGUCCUCAGUCAGCCUAAUGUGGGUUCAACUCACAACCAUCUCCAGGGGAUCAUAACAAAGUUGCUGCGACCAGUAAAUCAGACGGUUAUUGUACUGGGAAAAGAACACGGCCUGGUUAGUAACUUUGUGGCAUGCAUGACUGCAAUAUUCAAGCAGAUGGAUAAUGAGCAUUACUCCAAUUAUUUGGAAUCCUUCCAAACAAAUCGAGAUUUGGUGGAUUUCUUCAUGGAAACUUUUAUCCUGUUCAAGGAUUUGAUCGAGAAGAAUGUCUACCCCAGUGACUGGAUGGCUAUGAGUAUGGUGCAAAACAGAGUCUUUCUACGAGCCAUUAACAAGUUUGCAGAAACCAUGACACAGAAAUUCCUGGAGAAUAUGAACUUUGAGCAACAGUUAUGGAAUAAUUACUUCCAUCUGGCAGUAAAAUUUAUUACCCAAGAUUCGCUGCAACUGGAACAUUUUUCUCAGGCAAAGUGCAUGAAAAUCUUGAACAAAUAUGGGGAUAUGAGGCGCCUAAUCGGAUUCAACAUUCGUGAUAUGUGGUACAAGCUUGCUCAAAACAAGAUCCACUUCAUCCCAGAAAUGGUUGGACCAAUCCUAGAAAUGACCCUGAUCCCAGAGAUUGAGCUCCGCAAAGCCACGAUCCCAAUCUUCUUUGACAUGAUGCUAUGCGAGUACGCCAUGUUCAACAAGUUCAGGAAGUUUGAAGAUGAAAUAAUCCUGAAGUUAGAUCACACGGUGGAGGGAGGAUGCGGUGAUGAGCAGUAUAUGGAGCUCUUCCAGAAGAUCAUCCUGAAGUGUGCUGAAGAGCACCCAGCUAUUGCCAAAUCAGUGCAACAUUUCGUCCACCUGGUAAAGGGUCUCCUGGAGAAACUGCUGGAUUAUAGGUCAGUGAUGAGUGACGAAAGCAAGGGGAACCGUAUGAGCUGCACGGUUAACCUGCUGAAUUUCUACAAGGAAAUCAAUCGGGAAGAGAUGUAUAUAAGAUAUCUGUACAAGCUUCGAGAUCUGCACCUGGACUGUGAAAACUACACUGAGGCUGCCUACACACUCCUUCUGCAUGCUAAGCUACUGAAGUGGUCUGAUGAACAAUGUACAUCGCAUGUUAUGCCAAGAGAUUUUCACGAUUCCCAAACACAGCGGCAGCUGAAAGAAAACCUGUACAAAACCAUUAUUAAUUACUUUGACAAGGGAAAGAUGUGGGAGGAAGCCCUGAAUCUCUGCAAGGAGCUAGCAGAUCAAUUUGAGAAGGAAAUCUUUGACUAUGAACUUCUGAGCCAAAACCUGAAACAGCAAGCCACCUUCUAUGAGAACAUCAUGAAAAUCCUACGGCCAACUCCGGAUUAUUUUGCUGUCGGGUACUAUGGUCGUGGCUUUCCUCUAUUUCUCCGAUCAAUGUGGAUCGAGAGAACGACGUUUAUCACAGCAUACAAAUUACCUGGAAUUCUGCGUUGGUUUGAAGUCAUUUCUAGUUCCACUAACACCAUCAGCCCACUGGAAAACGCGAUUGAGACAAUGCAGAAAACCAAUGAAAAAAUCCUCACCUUGAUCACCCAGUACAAGGCUGAUGACCAUCUUCCAAUCAAUCCUCUCUCAAUGUUGCUCAACGGUAUUGUGGAUCCAGCGGUUAUGGGUGGAUUUGCCAAAUAUGAGAAGGCUUUCUUCACAGAGGCUUAUUCAGAAGAGCAUCCAGAAGAUUGUGAAAAAUUGAAUCAUCUAAAGAAUCUAAUAGCCUGGCAGGUCCCGAUGCUUGAAAAAGGAAUAAAACUUCACGGGAAAAGAGUGCAGGAUGACCUUCGACCUUUCCAUGACCGGAUGGAAGAAUGUUUCAAACAGCUAAAACUAAAAGUGCAGAAGGAAUAUGGAUUAAGGGAGCUGCCAGAUUUUGAUGAAAAACGAACAAGCCGACCAAGGUCCAUGCUGAGAUCCUAUCGUCAAGUGUCCAUGAUCUCCCUUUCCUCCCUCAAUGCUGAAUGCAACACACCAAUCAAAGGGCCUGCUGACAGCAGUGUGGUUCCUGACAGCCCCAGGCCAAGGACGCCAAUCCUUAAAUCUGAAGAAAAGGCUCCAGACCGAGCUAUCAAAGAGGAAGGGGAGGUUAAACUGAGGAGGGAGAGGAAGAGACAGAAGAGAAGUAGCGUGGUGUUUGCAGACAGCAAGACAGAGCCUUCAGAUACCAAACGGCUGUCAAGGAAACAGGAGUUUCGGAGUGAUACCAACUUGUCAGACCAAGCCGAGAAACGCCCAUCUUCUGUGCUCAAGCAGAUGAGCUUUGCCAGCAGAUCAGUACCAACAAUCCCAGCUUUGAUUUUUGCCGUGGCAAAUGGUGGUGAAGACCAAAACCUUGACCAGAAUGCACUGAAAAGGAUGAGCCAGCCGACAUUUAUGCUGUCCCUCGAUGAAGAUGACGAAGAGAGAAAGAACCCUCCCAAAAGUAAAAAAGCUUCCUUCUUUAAGAACCGGCUGACUUCUAAGAGUGGUGAGGACAGCAAGUAGCCUGGAGAUGAGCUCUCCUUCGUCAAUCUCAGUGGAGGGUCGUCGGAGUAGAGAGCACAGCUCCAAGUGCUGAAGAUGUGAUGGGAGGGCCUCCUCAGUUACAGCACUGCAAACAGUAACUAUUCGAUAAUUCAUUGCUGUACACACACACACACACACACACACGUACACGCACACACACACACACACACACACACACACACACGAACACACACACACACACACACACGCAAACAAUUCUUCUGACUCACAAAAUGCUUCUUUUGUUUCUCAAAGCCCUGGUUUUCCAUUACAACAGUACAGUUCUGAUCGAAUUUUCAAGAUUAAAACCUGAACACUUCUGGCAUAUUUUGACUUCUCACCCCAAAAGUUGGCAAAAAUUGCAGCAGCAACAGGGCAAAUGGAAUUGCUCACUUAUACACUUGCAAGGAACAAACUCCUCCAGCUCUUGGAUUUUGCAGAGUGAAACCUCAAUGCAGUUUCUUCACCUUCAUUUCUGAGUCCAGAAAUUGCCGAUGUUAAUAUGUUGCAAUGCACUGAUUAAAA
This is a messenger RNA of Rhincodon typus (whale shark), 5615 nucleotides long. RefSeq names its product dedicator of cytokinesis protein 2-like. The coding region runs from base 66 to 5069 and encodes 1667 amino acids. Gene Ontology annotation, cellular component: cytoplasm; plasma membrane. NCBI's taxonomy places the organism in Eukaryota, Metazoa, Chordata, Chondrichthyes, Orectolobiformes, Rhincodontidae. The transcript has 47 exons. Gene Ontology annotation, molecular function: small GTPase binding; guanyl-nucleotide exchange factor activity. The record is from RefSeq and is a predicted model, not a curated record. Gene Ontology annotation, biological process: small GTPase-mediated signal transduction; cell migration.